This is a messenger RNA of Eimeria necatrix, 846 nucleotides long. RefSeq lists its product as hypothetical. The record is from RefSeq and is a predicted model, not a curated record. The transcript is spliced from 7 exons. NCBI's taxonomy places the organism in Eukaryota, Apicomplexa, Conoidasida, Eucoccidiorida, Eimeriidae. The coding region runs from base 1 to 846 and encodes 281 amino acids.
AUGAGAGGCCCUGUGCCGCAGCUGCUGCACUGUCUUUUCCUCUUGCUGUUGCUGCUGCUGCUGCUGCAGCACAGCCCUGCAGGCUGCAGGAGCUUGAAGCGCAGUAGACUGAAGAACGUGCCGUUGCCCUUGUCAGACGGUGCAGCAGCAGCCGCAGCAACAGCAGCAGCAGCAAAGGCAGCAGCCAAAUCAGCAGCAGCAGCAGCAGCAGCAGCAGCAGCAGCUUGCAUGCGUUUGGCAUUCCGCUGUUCGACGACGGGCCCGCCCGCGGCCGCAGGGCCUCUGUGGACUUCGCCUACGAAAUUGGACAGCAGCAGCCCAACAUUGCCUUUGACUACCAGACGGCCAAUUUGCUGUCGCAGAGAGUCGCGAAGGCACUCUGGUCUUUAUAGAAGAGGAGGGGCUUGGGAGAGCAGCAGACACAAAAAUGACUGCAGAAGAAGCAGCAGGUGGCACUCGAAUAGACCCGAACGAAGUGAAAAAGAUAGAGAACGUCUUGCCUACCUUCACCAGACCAGACGGCAGCGGCAUCUUGCGGCUGCUGUCUGCAUGCGACGGCCAAUUCGCAUUUGUCUUUCAAGGCCCCCUGCAGCACCGCCUGGGGGGUACAUGAUAACUUCAGUGUACCCCGAAGCCCAAGUGAAGUUCAUAACAGACACUACGCGGACCCCGAUGACCGACCAGGGUGCCUUAAAGGGUUUAUUCCCGACGAGGAAGUUUCAGAGCCGAGGGUCUGUGCUGCAGUACCGCAAGGCAAUCCGCUGGCGCCAUCCUCGGUUGUACCACCACGAGGAAGGAAAACCCUUGCCAGAAGGACACAUCAGAGCCCCUCAGCCAAUACCCUAA